AUGAGCCAGGCGAGCAACACCGAAGGGGUUUGGCUGGACAGAGAUCAGAAUGUCAUGACCGAUGCUGCACAGGAAGUGACCUUACUGAGGACCCAAAUACAGGAAGUGAUAUCAGAGAGAGAUGAGCUGAGAAAUCAACUGAGUGUCCUGAACAGCUCAUUGCUGGAACAGUCUGAGUGUGUGCAGAAACUGCGGACAUACAUUGGCAGCCACAUCACAGAGAAAAAGGAAGAGGAAGAGCUUAGACGACAAAUACAGCAUUUAAAGAAGGAAAAGGAAGCACUGUCUUUAUCAGUCCAGCUGCUGAAUGUUCAAGUUAACGCAGCCAAUGACAUUUGGGCAAUUCAGGAGAAAGAGCUAGGUGAACAGGUGCAGACUGACCCAUUGUACUCUGGCAGUAAAGCUGGGCAAAUGUUGAGUGUUUGGAGACAAAAGGUCUUCAUGCUGCUUGUUAAAUUGCAGACCAGAGAUUUACAACUUCACACAGAGAAAACACAACUGCAUAACAUGGUUACCUCUCUGCAGCAGCAAGUAGAGCGUUUGCAGUCGCAGAACAGUGUCCUUCAGCACCAACUAGAGGACAAAACGGCCCAGUUGAAGUUACAGCAUGUACACGCAGAGGGAGUACAGCAGCGGUUGGACAGUGCUCUACAGGAGAAUGCUCAGCUGAAAGAGUGCAAUAAGUGUACUGAGGGAUCACUGAAUGAUAUCAGUGAAACAGCACACAGAGUGAUGUCAGCCAUAGAAAUGAAGGCAGGUCAGAUGGAAGCAGUUCAGUCCAGUGUAAGUCAGCUGAACCAGAGACUCGCCUUCGCUGCCAAACGUCUGGACACAGUACAUGGGCUGCUGUUAAGGAAAGAAGCUCUUUGGAGAAACAAGAAAGCUACUAGAUCUCCAGAGCCAGCAGUGUCAGAGAGGUUUAUUAAGAGUCUCCAGGCUGAGGUGGUGUUGUUGAGCGCAGAGAGAGACAAACUCGCACAGAAACUCAAACGCACACCAGAGCUCAUCCAGGCCUCCCUGUCAGAACUCCAGCAGCAGCGAGAGAGAGAGCUGGGACACCUGAGGGAAGCUCUAUCACAAAGCAGGGAGGAGUUGGAGGCAUCAGAAUCGAGUCGAAUGGAGAUGCAGAGACAAUGUGAAGAGCAUGAGGGGACCAUUGUGGAGCUCCGUGCUGAGGCCCAGAGACUACAGCAGCAGUGUGACUCAGUGGUUCAGGAACAGGGUUUGAUGAAUGAAUAUAAAAGACUGAGAAGAUCAGCAAUUCAGACAACUGAGGCCCUGAAACAAAAGCAUCAUCCUCAGUCCGAGAGCAGCAAUCCUCCAACACCUAAAAGUCUGCUGGGGGCACUGCAGGCUCUUAGUGCCGCAGUGAUGGGCAGCUCAGAGGAAGAAGAUGAUGAGGAGGGUCAGGCCUUCACCGUGACACAAACACCCUCUUGUGCUGACACACAUAAAGAAUAGUGCGGAACACACCAAUCAAUUCUUUCUCACACACUCGCUGUCUGUCCAACCCCUCUCAUGGGGUUUGAUGUCUGUUUUAUAAUUUAAUAAAAGAGAUUUUUGUCAAAUUAGACCUGUAGAUCUUUUAGUUAAUCUCAGAUGGUUUGCAAAAUUCUGUCAGUGCCUUUACAUCAGUUAGUAUUGGUUUGUGUUUCAGAUUUAGUGGCAACUAUCCCAUAUCCUUGAGAGCAGAUGAAUACAACGGAAAUGAGAAGCUGCCAUUGGUCAAUAAAAAUAAUCCAGUGUGAGUCACUGAAACCUCCUGCCAUUUUAUAGCAAAAAGUGCUUUGUUAUUUAGCAGGCCCUUUUUUCCAG
This is a messenger RNA of Sinocyclocheilus grahami, 1815 nucleotides long. Its product is annotated as coiled-coil alpha-helical rod protein 1-like. The transcript has 13 exons. Gene Ontology annotation, biological process: protein export from nucleus; cell differentiation. The record is from RefSeq and is a predicted model, not a curated record. NCBI's taxonomy places the organism in Eukaryota, Metazoa, Chordata, Actinopteri, Cypriniformes, Cyprinidae. Gene Ontology annotation, cellular component: centriole. The coding region runs from base 1 to 1461 and encodes 486 amino acids.